Molecule: messenger RNA, 1087 nt
Organism: Exaiptasia diaphana
Lineage: Eukaryota; Metazoa; Cnidaria; Anthozoa; Actiniaria; Aiptasiidae
Product: PGAP2-interacting protein
Biological process (GO): GPI anchor biosynthetic process
Cellular component (GO): endoplasmic reticulum
Source: RefSeq, a predicted model, not a curated record
UUAUAGGGCUUGGUUUGAUUGUAAAGUGUCCUCCAUUGCCAAUGGAGGUGUAURGGAGAUCAAAAAAACAGGACACACCCACAGAGGAGAAACCAGUGGAGAAGCUAUUGCAAGCCAAUAGAGUUUCGUUCCCUGAUGUAAUGGGAAAUCAGUUUGCAUUCUUUAAUACUCAUGUAAAGCCAGCAUUGUCUUUCUUUGUGCUUGCUGUUGGUAUCAUAAUGUUUUUAAGGUACAGCCAUCUGMAGUAUCCUUCCCCUGCAAAGAAAGAUCAGCAUGUGUUUUCUGCAAUGAUAUGGACAAUUCAUUUUGGAUAUGAUAACAAGGGUUGGCCAAGCUUUGAAAGGGCAGCACAAGUCAUUGAAGAUACAGAUGCAGAUAUUGUAGGAUUUCUUGAAAGUGAUACCUCCAAGCCUUACCUGGGUAAUAAUGACUUGGCUGGGUGGUUUCAAGAAAGACUAAAGAUGUAUCCUGACUUUGGACCAUCCACAAGAGAUCAUACUUGGGGGGCCACACUGUUUUCAAGGUAUCCAUUUGUGAAAUCAMAGCAUCAUUUACUACCAUCUCCAGAAGGUGAACUUGCUCCAGCWAUAAGUGCAACAAUCAAUAUUUCUGGUAGCUUUGUUGAUAUAGUCCUUGUUCACAUGGGUAAUGACAGGGAUGAUUUAGAUCGUAAAUUGCAAGCUAUGGAGCUGGCCAAUAUAAUGAAUAACAGUUCAAAUCCAGUGGUUUUUCUAGGUUAUGUAACAUCUGCUCCUGGAAGUCGAGACUAUCAAACACUUCUUCGUCAUGGCCGAGUUAAGGACAUUGAUGAAACUGACCGUGACAGGUGGUGUGAGUACAUCAUGUAUCGAGGUGUUACUCGGCUUGGAUACGCAAGAAUAUCUCAUGGUGGGCUUAGUGAUACAGAGAUCCAGCUAGGACGGUUCCGCAUUCCUACUAAAGAUCAGAAGUAUGUUGAUAAUCCUAUUUUAACUAAGUCAUCGUCAGGAUUACCCAACCAUCUUCACUUUUCUGACAGGUUUGGUUCGUACUUUGUUGGCCAUCACUAUGGAGAUCAUCAUUAUCACAUGUCGACUCCAAAAUACUU